Messenger RNA from Hyla sarda, 2112 nucleotides. RefSeq lists its product as uncharacterized. NCBI's taxonomy places the organism in Eukaryota, Metazoa, Chordata, Amphibia, Anura, Hylidae. The transcript is spliced from 2 exons. The coding region runs from base 685 to 1389 and encodes 234 amino acids. The record is from RefSeq and is a predicted model, not a curated record.
GCAGUAAAACUUGAAUAUCCUGGAAUCCGUCACUGGUCAAUCCUGGGAGGAGAUUUGCAAAAAACAAAUCCCUUUAUCGUUUGAGAGCAGGGGAGGUUGUCCCCUAUGGCUCUCCGUAGCAGCUGCACCCUUUUUGGAAUUCCGGCUAUGAGACACAGAGGACCUAGGAAGAGGAGGAGGGAGGCACAGAGAACGAAACAGAGGAAGGCAGACCACACCAAUUGUGUGUGUGAACAGCACCAUUCAAGCUACUUCCUACCUGAAGGAAAGGUGAGAGGGAGAGGGAACUCCGAGCUGGGAAAACGGCGAAGCUGGAAUUUGUAGGACGGGAGAAGGAUACUGGAAAGUGACAACGUUGAAUGGAGUUAAAGGGUUAAGGAUCUGGGAAGAUUAAAGAAGACAAGUCGAAUGUAGGAAGACAAGCUGGUGGGGAAAAAAAAAAAAAAGUCCAUGAAACCGAAUGUGGAAAAUGUUUGUGUGGUAGGAGACGAGACAAAGAAAGUGUGAAGAAGUGUCCGGAGAAGAAUGCUUUGAAGGCGCGGAAAGACUGAGGAAGAGGAGAGGGGAGAGAGCUCCAACGUUUAAACCGGUUCAGGAAUUAUCUCUACCAAAAAAAUAAUUACCGUCAUCCAAAAAAAAAAUUCUUCGCCUCCCUCCUCUACAUCACGAAAAACACUUAAGAAGAUGUUCAUCUACCAGUCUAUGAAGUGGCCGUCUCCAUCAUCCUUCCUUCCCAAAUUGUUCCGUUCCUCACAAGGUACUCCAUCACAUCCAGAAACAUCUCCCCAAAAACCUAAACGAUGGACUUUCCCGGUACUGCCUUUACCGAGUAUACCAAACUUCAGCUUUCUUCUUCCCACUCUGAAAAGUGUCCGGAAUGCAAAUACAAAAAUCUCUUCUGAUUCUAAUAUAGAGUUUGAACACUUUCAGAUCUGCAUCAACUUGGUCCAUCACAUCAUAGACAUCUGCGCCUCUGGGUGUCUGUGGCUUUUCGCUCCAGUAUUUCGUAUUACUUUGGAUAUUUUUGGUUUUCAAGGAGCUCUCAAGCUGUGGAUCCAUGGAAUUGCCAUUUUCUUGGCUACAACGUAUGGCAUGUAUCUCCUUCUUUGGCUAGCCCAGGAAUAUAUUUUCCAGUUGGCUUCUUUUUAUGGUAUUUUACAGACGUUGGUAUUGAUCGUGAGCUUAAAGGCAGAGCAAGAAGCAGGGAGAGGGGAGCAUGAAGAAGAAGCAGAAAGGUUAAGUGACCGUAAGGAUGAAGUAGAAAGUGAAGAGGGACAUGGAGAGGACAGAUGGGCUGGUGGAGAAGAUGAGGAUGAGGAUUAUAAUAAUGAAGGAGUCUCCCAAGAUGAGUGGGAGAGUGAAGGAGAGGAGGAAGUAGGGCACGCCUGAAGAAACUUGAAGAACUCUUUUUGACUGAUUUACGUAUGAUGUAAACUGGUCUUCAGAACACGGUCCGCAAAAAAGACAAGCAUAUUUUAACUACCGAAAACCCACGAUACAAAAAGACACACGACUGUGAAGAUAUUGACAAAGUCUUUUGUCACGAGAAGGACUCAGGAAGUCAAUAAUUUAUAUAUUAUUAUUCUUCUCAUAAUAAUAUUUUUAAGGAAUUUUAUAUCUUUUUGUGUCUACAAGGCUUCCUGUAGUGAGUUGUUGCUUUACUAAACAGUAAUGUGGGACCAUUGUGCUUUAAGAUGUUGGGAACUAGAAUUGGAAGGUCACAAACUUGUCUACUGGAAUUUCUUAGUGAAGGUCUUUGUCCACACAACAGGGACCAGAGGGGAGAACCACUACAGGGAUCAUCGCUCCUUCUGAGCCAAAGAUGGUUGGAGAUGGUCUAUAGACUAAGAGACAAGAAGAUAGUAACUAUAUUUUACAUGAUGUAUUAGGCAAGUGCCUUGUUUCUCUGUAUGGUACAUGGAGCACUGGACUAGUCGCUUCAUACAAUAUUAACUUUGACAGUACUCAGGACAGUCCCUAUCCAGAUGUUGUGACAAUGGAGGCAAGAACGCACUACUGUGAUGUGUAAAAGUAAAUUUUUACAACACUGAAUAGAGAUUUUAUUUAUGAUGGGUCUGCGUGAUGUUUUAUAGUAAAAAUUUUACCUCUUUA